GUGCAGAUUGACAGCACUUGGCCAAAAAUCAACCUCGUGGCACAAGGGCUAGGGUUCCAUGUCCCCUUACUGUAAACUGUUCAUUUCAUCUCACUGGCCAGUUCCACCAGAGCCCUCACCAACAAAAAUCUCUUUGCCCGAACGAAUACCCCCUUUUCCUCCACUCCUUUCCUCAUCUUGUAUAUUUCUCACGGUCCCUUCUAUGGUAGCUCGUUUCCGAUGAUCUCUCUGCUCAUGCUCAUCAUCGCCUUGGCGAUUACGACCCAUCUCGUGAAUACUCUAGGUGCUACGGCUAUUAAGAAUACACUAUGGGUGAUAUUUACAAGUCUCCCUACGAAUACCUCGCAAGAUGUUCGGAAUCAGAAGGCGUUGCAGAAAGAGGUUGUUAGGCUCCGCGCGGAGCUCCGGGGCACCAGCUCCCAGGACGAAUUUGCUAAGUGGGCGAAGAUCCGAAGGACCUUGGAUAGGAAGAUUGCAGACCUGGAGAAGCUGACUGGCUCGGUCAACGCUGCUCGCACAAAGUUCGAUACGCAAGCUGGGUUUGUCCGCUGGGCUUCGACUUCUGGCGCUGGUUGGGCUGUCUCGUUGUGGUACCGUCGUGAGCCUAUUUUCUGGAUUCCUGAGGGCUGGGUGCCUGGAUAUGUUGAGUGGGGAUUGUCCUUCCCUAAGGCUCCUAUCGGGAGUGUCUCGAUUCAGGUGUGGACGUUUGCCGUUGCUCAAGUACUUAGGGUCGUCGCACCCGUCAUCGGAAGCUUGAUUACCUCUGUCAUGUUCAUGCGGAAGCCCGUUGCGCCAAUGCCGGCAGGGUCGGGUGAGAAGGUCAAGGAGGAGCUAUGAAAUAUGCCUGUAUGAUAUUGGGCUCGUGAUAUUAGGGGAACUUAACGGGUUUUUUUUUAUGAAAAGUCUUUUGCUGCCUGCGUCGGUUUUACUGCACCUGGGGCUUUUUGUUGACUUUUCCUUUUCCUUACUGCAUGAGUACGCUUAUCGGGUUGUUCUAGUGGGCAGGAAAGAGAAAAAAAAAAAGAUUUACCAGGAGGACUGGCGCUUUGGGUGUCUUCUUAUGCUUUGUAUGGAAUGGUUAGAUGAAUAGGUGGAUAGCGCCCAGUCCGGGUUGUCUGGCUUGCAGUUACGAUUUAUGCGGGCACAUGUCGGUCUUGGUCUUAAUAUACACCGCCCCGUUCGGG
This is a messenger RNA of Tuber melanosporum (Perigord truffle), 1184 nucleotides long. RefSeq lists its product as uncharacterized. The record is from RefSeq and is a predicted model, not a curated record. Gene Ontology annotation, biological process: tail-anchored membrane protein insertion into ER membrane. The coding region runs from base 220 to 837 and encodes 205 amino acids. NCBI's taxonomy places the organism in Eukaryota, Fungi, Ascomycota, Pezizomycetes, Pezizales, Tuberaceae. Gene Ontology annotation, cellular component: GET complex. The transcript has 3 exons.